Molecule: messenger RNA, 849 nt
Organism: Spodoptera littoralis (African cotton leafworm)
Lineage: Eukaryota; Metazoa; Arthropoda; Insecta; Lepidoptera; Noctuidae
Source: the annotation of a GenBank genome assembly
AUGGCUUUAAUUCGUUCUGCCAACUUUAAUUUAUUUAUUGAGAUUGUAGUCCGGAUAAUGCUAGUCACCACUUUUUGUUACAUGGAAACAAUGAUACCAUUUGUCCGAGUGGUACAGAAGGCUGAACUGGAGACGUACUACAUGUACCCACGCGUGGACUCGUACGUGCCAGGCAGUGUGCUGUGGACAAUAGUCCUCGCCGUACCGUGCCUAAUAUCGCUGAUGGCGUGGGCCUGGUACAACGACUGCAACGAUGCUUUUGAGAUCCUGUUGUCAUGGUCCUUGGCUCUUGGCAUCAAUGGCGUCUUAACUGAUAUGGUCAAACUCAUUGUUGGCCGACCGCGUCCGGAUUUCUACUACCGCUGCUUCCCUGAUGGUGUGGAGCCGAAGGUGCUGGGAUGCACUGGAGACCUGGCUGAUAUACUGGAGGGACGCAAGUCUUUCCCUAGUGGACACAGCAGCCUCUCCUUCUGCUCCCUGGGCACGGCGUCCCUCUGGAUCUGUGGCCGUCUGGGCGUAUUGUCACGGCGUCGUGGCAGUGCCGUGCGAGUGAUGUCGUGCCUGUUGCCGCUGAUGGUGGCCACCUGUAUCGCACUCUCCAGAAGCUGUGACUACCACCACCAUUGGGAAGAUAUCCUGGUGGGUUCAGUUUUAGGGUUCAGCGUGGCGAUAUUCUGCUACCGACAAUAUUACAACCCUCUUUCAUCCGAUCUAGCCGGGAUUCCGUACAUCGUGUCUUGUGUGAAUUCAGCCAAAUAUUUCAACGGCAAACCAGAUAGUCCUGUGAAGGAGAUCAAAGAAGAAGCCACGCCCCUUUUGGGAACGAAAAAAGAUGAUAAGUGGAUCUAA